Molecule: messenger RNA, 856 nt
Organism: Hermetia illucens (black soldier fly)
Lineage: Eukaryota; Metazoa; Arthropoda; Insecta; Diptera; Stratiomyidae
Product: COMM domain-containing protein 3
Exons: 2
Coding region: 105-695 (196 amino acids)
Biological process (GO): sodium ion transport
Source: RefSeq, a predicted model, not a curated record
GUGCCUUUUAGCAAAACGUAAACAUUAGCUUGACAUCUUGCCGCAACAUAUGAUCAGGAGUCAAAUCCUCCAGCUUUAUUCGCGCUGACCGUGGGACUGCAAAAAUGACCCUUUCGUUAUCCAAUGAAGUGGUGGAGGGUCUCAAGGGACUCGGUGUUGAAAUCGGUAUAGAACUAAGCAAAAAACUUAUUGCCAACGCCGUCAAGCUAGCACUCUAUUCGGAUGCAAACAUUCCGUCGAAUCCUGAAAUAUACGCUACCAACCCUGCUUUUGCGAAACAAAGCGAGUAUGCAGUCGUCACAGUUUUAUUCCUAGCCACGAAGUAUGGAUACGAUUCACAAAAACUACGAAAUCUGCUUGAACAACACGGACUGGUGGCGGCAGUCUUGGAAGAGAUCGUUAAAGUUUACGACACCAACAAGAAGGAUUUGCUUAUAAACAAUUUGAAAAUUGGACAUUCCCUGCCACACAUUACGGACGCAGAGUGGAGACUCACGUGCGAUGUGAAAUCGUCAGCUUCGGACAAAGGCUCCGGGGAUUUAACAUAUAGAAUCAGCUUAGGCCGAUAUAGGGAGAAAACUGGGGAAAGGGAGUCGACCGUUGAAUUCGUUUGUAAUCCGGAGGAGUUGCAAUCAUUCAUUGGCAGACUGAAGGAAAUUGAAAGGCAUUGUGAAAAGAUAUCAGCACCAAAGUAGGAAUCGAUCCAAAUGGGAAAACUCCCGGCUUCAAGGCGCCCCAAUGCCGAACGUAGUUCAUGAUAUUCGGUGAAUUCUGAAAAUUUCAUACUGAAGAUUUCGUUUUAAGGCAUAUUUUAAGGUUACUGAUCCUAAAUACAGUAUCUAAAUGGCAAUAUCGA